AUAACAGUAUGGAUUGCUGUCUUUGCAUAUUGCUGUUCUUUACUGUCUCUUUUCAUAAGACAUAUGAAGUUAGUGUAUCGACUCGUAUUCAGAACUGGCAAGUCGAUCCAGUCAUUGGGGAGGAUGUUACACUUGUCUGCACAUACGAGCCUUCAUACCAAACUCGAAUACUGAAUUGGAAAAACGGGAAUGGAGAUAUUCUGGCUACUGAUAGACAAUGUCAGGGGUAUGGAUGCCACAAGACGCAAGAGGUUUUAGACAACAGCAAGUACAGUUUGAUAGCGGAUUCUUCCAGCGGGAAUCUUACUAUUACGACAUUAACACCGAAUGACAGCGGUGUAUAUCAGUGUUUUGUAAUCACAGACUACCACACAGGGUUAAGUCGAAUUCAUUUGAAUAUACAACUACCAGCCAUAACCAGAUCGCUAUCAAUAACCAUUAAUCGGUCCAGUCACGAAUACAAGAAUGGAGCAUCAGCAGCCAUCACCUACGGGAGGACCAACUACAUGAUAUGCUCAAUCCAAAGCGCUAGACGUCCUGCAGAACUCGAAUGGCAAGUUCCUGAGGAAGUGCAAGCUCAACAGCAAGAUCAGUACAACUUCUUUCACGGUGACGUCUACACAUCUUAUAAAGAGGUUGUGUUAAAUCCAGCCAAAGACGAUGACGGAAAGAUAUUACGUUGUGUGGCUUUGCAUCAGGAGCUUGACCAUGAACUACAAUUGUCUAUCAUCCUAGAAGUUCAAGUAUCGCCGACUGAUUUAAUUCUAACUGCAAUUAAUGGAAUAACUACCAGCAAAGAAGGCUCAAGAAGUGCAGUUGUCUUUGAAGAUUCGCCGACAUCAUUCACUUGUAAAAGUGUAGGAUCACGCCCUCAUGCUCUUAUAUACUGGUUCAUUGGUUCAAACAAUCACACUAGAUAUUCAACAUCAAGGUUUAGCAAGAACGAGGUAGAACAUGGACUGCAUGACACUGAGUCUAUUCUGGAGCUGAUUCCGAAGAGGAGGCAUCACAUACAGGUUCUUCGAUGCAUGGCCAUCGCUGGCAUUAGCCAACGUCAAGUAGGAGUGAAGAUUACGGUUUAUGGACCGCCUGAUCCUCCCUACUUCAGUGGAACAGAAGAAAUCCUAGAUGGAAUAUCAUCAAAUAUAACUUGCACAUCAAACAAUGGCUAUCCUACACCAACGUUCCAGUGGUUUCUUGACACAAAGAACAUCACUAAGGAUUCAGACAGCAUAUCUUCUAUGAACAGAAAUCAUCGGGUUGAUGCAAGAAGUGUGCUAACAAUAACACCAACGAGACACGAACACGGAACACGACUUGUCUGCGAAGUUCAUCAAGGUGUUCACCGGGAUAGACAAUCGAUAAAGGCUUGGAGUGUUAUUAGUAUUCUUCGUGUUCUUUAUUCCCCAGUCAUUGUGGAUCAUUCUGUUCGCCGGGUACAUGUUGAUGGAGAUAGCGUGGAUGCCUUGCUCACGUGUACAUCAGAUAGUAGACCUGUGGCCUCGAUAACCUGGUUCUGUAAUGGAAAGCAACUCAACAAUAGCACCCGUCGUCAGAUUCAUCAGGGUCUUACAGAAGAAGAUACCUUGACUUUGAGUGUUCUGAUCAUUUCAAACAUUUCUGCACAAGACGAUGGCUACUAUACAUGUUUUGCUGAGACGAUGCUUGAGGAAGAUUCUGAAACUCUAUUUUUUUUUCUCAUAUUCUAG
Messenger RNA from Lytechinus pictus (painted urchin), 1709 nucleotides. RefSeq names its product titin homolog. Gene Ontology annotation, cellular component: plasma membrane; cell-cell junction. The record is from RefSeq and is a predicted model, not a curated record. Gene Ontology annotation, molecular function: cell adhesion molecule binding. The transcript has 5 exons. Lineage: Eukaryota; Metazoa; Echinodermata; Echinoidea; Temnopleuroida; Toxopneustidae. Bases 9 to 1709 code for a protein of 566 amino acids. Gene Ontology annotation, biological process: cell-cell adhesion.